Molecule: messenger RNA, 3167 nt
Organism: Myxocyprinus asiaticus (Chinese sucker)
Lineage: Eukaryota; Metazoa; Chordata; Actinopteri; Cypriniformes; Catostomidae
Product: delta-1-pyrroline-5-carboxylate dehydrogenase, mitochondrial
Exons: 16
Coding region: 94-1968 (624 amino acids)
Molecular function (GO): L-glutamate gamma-semialdehyde dehydrogenase (NAD+) activity
Source: RefSeq, a predicted model, not a curated record
UUACCAACUUCCAGUCAAGUUUGCUCUCACAAAACAGAAUCACUUCAGUUCUUUGGUGGUAAUAAUAACUAGUGAAACUGCCAUGUACCUUGUAUGAAGAAGAUAUUCAAUCAUUGUGUUUUUUUCUCCUGUAUCUCAAAGAAUGGCAGUUUCCAUUCAUGUGACGUCGCCUGUGAUCUUGGAGGAUACAAGAAGCAGAUCUCACUCAAACAGGCUUUCCAAUAUAGCAGGAGGAUAUUUUUGAUGAAUCAUAUUUAUAUAUUAUCUGUAUCUUUCUCCUGUAUAUCCACAUUAAACAUGCUGCGAGUGAGAAGUGCCGCCUGUCAGUCAUGGAGGGGGUUCAAGACGUUCUCGUGUGCAGCUGUGGAGGUCAAAAAUGAGCCCAUUCUCGGGUUUAAAGAGGGAAGUAGAGAGACAGCAGAACUUGAGAAGGCGUUGCACAAUCUUAAGGGAAAAACCGAAGUGAUUCCAUGUGUGGUUGGAAAUGAAGAAGUUUGGACCAAAGAUAUCAGAUACCAGCUGUCUCCCUUCAACCAUUCUCACAAAGUAUCCAAGUUCUGCUAUGCCGAUAAGGAGCUGAUAAAUAAAGCCAUUGAGGCUUCUGUGGCUGCACAGAGAGAAUGGGACCUCAAACCUGUUACAGAUCGAGCUCAGAUCUUCUUCAAAGCUGCUGACAUCAUCAGUGGACCCAAGAGAGCAGAAGUUCUGGCCAAGACCAUGAUCGGACAGGGUAAGACGGUGGUCCAGGCGGAGAUUGACGCUGCUGCAGAACUCAUCGACUUCUUCAGGUUCAACGCCAAACAUGCGAUUGAACUAGAACACCAGCAGCCAUUGGACAGUGAUGGAAGUACCAACACCAUGCUGUACCGUGGAUUGGAGGGAUUUGUAGCCGCUGUUGCCCCCUUCAACUUCACAGCUAUUGGUGGAAAUCUGGCGGGCACUCCCGCUCUCAUGGGUAACGUGGUGUUGUGGAAACCCAGCGACACUGCUAUGUCCGCCAGCUAUGCCGUGUAUAAGAUCCUGCGUGAGUCUGGACUGCCACCCAACAUCAUCCAGUUUGUGCCAGCUGAUGGGCCAGUGUUUGGAGACACCAUUACGUCCUCUGAACAUCUGGCUGGUAUUAACUUUACCGGCAGUGUCCCAACUUUUAAGCGAUUGUGGAAGCAGGUGGCCCAGAAUCUGGAUAUCUAUCGGAACUUCCCCCGUGUUGCUGGAGAAUGUGGUGGCAAGAACUUCCACUUUGUACACAAGUCGGCAGAUGUUGGUAGCGUGGUGACCGGCACCAUCCGCUCUGCGUUUGAGUAUGGAGGACAGAAAUGUUCGGCCUGUUCAAGGAUGUAUGUACCAGACUCACUGUGGCCUCAAAUCAAACAGGAACUCCUCGCUGUGCACAAACAGAUCAAACUUGGAAACCCUGUUGAAGAUUUCAGCACUUUCUUCUCAGCAGUUAUUGAUGACAAGGCCUUCUCCAGGAUUAAGGGUUGGCUGGAACACGUCAAAUCUUCUCCGCAUCUGAAGAUCAUCGCUGGGGGAAACUGUGAUGACAAAACAGGAUAUUUUGUGGAACCCACCAUCAUUGAGACCACAGACCCACAGGAGAAAAUCAUGAAUGAGGAGAUCUUUGGACCCGUCCUGACGGUUUAUGUUUACCCCGAAAACAACUACAAAGAGGUCCUGCACUUAAUAGACAACACGUCUCCGUACGCCCUAACAGGAGCCGUCUUUGCUCAAGAUAAGGCUGUUAUUGAUGAAGCAGGGAAGGCCUUGAGAAACGCUGCUGGAAAUUAUUAUAUCAACGACAAGUCGACGGGAUCCAUUGUGGCCCAGCAACCAUUCGGUGGCGCCAGAGCGUCAGGCACCAACGACAAGCCCGGUGGUCCACACUACGUCCUCCGAUGGACAUCUCCACAAGUCGUCAAGCAGACGUAUGUGCCGCUUACAGAAUGGAAAUAUGCCUACAUGGGUUAAGAGAUCGUGCCAAUCUUGGCUAUAUCUCUGACACAGAAGCUUUCCUUAUCCCAGAUCCCUCCAUCAAGACUCAUGAAACAAUCAAAUGAAUUGUCCUCUACUGUCCCAUCUUGCCCAAGUGACUUGAAUAAGGUGCACAAGACUGUUAGACUGUUCCAGAACAGAAAACUGCCGCCUGCAGAUGCUGCCUUGAACAUACAAACGUGAAAUUCCUCUUAUGGGUGAGGAAACCGACGGAAACGGCUCUCGAAGGUCUGAAUGUAUUCAAGAAACUGUGCAUCUUUGCAGAUUUCCGUUACCUUUGAUCUUGAGGAAUUGCUGGACCCUAAACCAGAGGAAUUAAGAGUUAAAAUAUCUGAAAAUAUCUUGUCUUGUUUUGGUAUUUAAUUUGUUAUUAUUUCACUGUGCGUUUGACAGUUUCCCAAAAGAGUAUCUGGACACUUAAUGCAUGAGUUCCUUGGCUUUUUAUAACAAAAUGUUCAAACCAAUGGCAUUUUUUUUUUUAAUGCAUUUCAAGCAAACUGAUUAAAAAUCAUCUUGACACAAGUUCAAAGUCAUUGCAAAAAUGGAUAGUUUGUUCUGAGAAAAGCUCGGACAGCAUAUGAGCGCAGAUGACACUUGGUUUGAUAUUUUGUUAUUUAAUGCGAUGACAUUCACACAUUUAAGUGUACAUAAGAUAUACCUUCAGAAUUCACCAUAUCCAGAGAGUAAAUGGAGUAAAUCAAUCUUUAUAUAAUUCUAAUCGAAUUAUUUUUCUGUUACAUGUGAGCCGUUACAUUUACACAGAUCUGUUGUUUGAGCUAUUGAUUUAAAUUAUUAGAAUUACAUGUGCCGUUCUAAUUUAAUCUGUAGCAUUUUAAUAUAAUUUGCACUUAAUUGUGAAGGCAAAUAUGAGGAUGCGCCUUCCGUUUGGUGAAAAAAAUUAAUGAUUGUAGGACAGAUUUGGUUCGCUGGUCGUUAUCCAGUGAUGUGAUCUUACGGGUUCAAAUAUGAUUGUAAUUGUCAAUAGUUUAAGAUACAAAAUAGAGGCAAUGGCAGCCAAGCUGUCAAGGUAUUAAUACAUCCUUACCUGGUCUAAAUAUCCUCAUGCAAUCUAAACUGCAGAGAGUGCAAUCUAACAAUGUACAGUGUGCCUCAAUAAAGAGAUGUUGUGGAUAACCGUUUCAUUUGUGACAUUGAUAAUAAACAUUUUAAGAAUA